Owenia fusiformis is the source of this 1297-nucleotide messenger RNA. Lineage: Eukaryota; Metazoa; Annelida; Polychaeta; Sabellida; Oweniidae. The record is from the annotation of a GenBank genome assembly.
CCCAUCCUUAAGGGCCAAGUGUAGCUGGAGGUUGAUUUAAAUCAGAAUUAAUCCAAGGUGUAUCAGUGGACAACGAUUGUUAUAGUGAAGUGGAAAGUUAUUGGGUGUAUCUUCUCUCAUAAUUUACUGAACAAAAGAUGGCAAAUCGUCCAAAAGGAUAUGGAAUGACAGCCGAAUUGGCAAAUAAGAAAGCAGCAAAGUUUGAUCCAACUUUAGCACAAGAGGCCAUGACCUGGAUACACGACGUGCUUAACACAGGCGACGAUGGACAACAAGAGUUAGCGAAGCAAAUGGAAGUGACAAUCACAAAGCAGAAAGAUGUCCAAGACGUACUGAAGGAUGGGGUCAUUUUAUGCAAUCUUAUAAACAUUAUUAAACCGGGAAGUGUAAGGAAAAUCGACACAAGUAAGAUGUCCUUCAAACAGAUGGAAAAUACUGGAAACUUUCUCAAUGCAUGCGAGAAUAUUGGCGUGAAUAAAAUAGAUUUGUUCCAAACUGUGGAUUUAUUCGAGGGGACCAACAUACCUCAGGCCCAGAAGAUUUUCGAUGGACCAAAACUCGGGCCCGCGGAAGCGACGGCUAAUAAAAGAGAAUUUACCGAUGAACAGCUCCGGGCUGGCGAGGGUGUAAUUGGGCUACAGGCUGGGUCCAAUAAAGGUGCCAGCCAAGCAGGGCUGAACUUUGGGAAAACAAGAGCAAUCAUAGAUUGAACAGUUAUAGUUUCGACAUCCGUUUUUAGCAUUGAUUUGCAACUUAGAUAAAAACUGUUCUUCUUCGAUGACUUUCUUUAUUCUAAAUCUCUUAUUUUCCGAACUAUAUUCAUUUGAUAAUCAUUUAUGUUCGGUUGAGAGUAACGAAUUAGAACAUAAAUAUGUUCUAUUGUAUACUUGUGAACUCGGUUACCAAUCAGGUUGGCGUGCGGUCUCACGCAUGUUUUUGCUUUUGAGAGUGAGUUGUAUUGUUUGUGUGAAGGAUAUCGCCUGUUAGUCCGGAGUACAGUUGAUCCUAAGAGCACAGGAGACUCCAGAGCUUAGUUGAUUCCAGAGCAGAGAUUAUUCUACAAGAAGUUGCUGAGAGAGUCAUAGACAUUAUUCUUAUUUGAGUGAUUACCCCUAAGUCGAGAAGUGGUUCCUUGGGUAUAGAGACAGUUAGUUUCUGAAGCUGAGUGACUUCUUGAGAGAUUUGCUCACUAGAGACAUUGUAAUAUUUAAAUUUGUGAGCCAUAAAGGCCUGAAAGACAUUUUGAAAUUUACUGUUUUCUAUUUGUGUUGAAAUAGAGUAUAAAAAUCCCGUAUAA